AACACAAACAACCACAAGAAAACCACAAAACCAAGAUGGCGGUGCAAGAGACAGCAUCUCAACUGUCCAUGGCUCUUAAAGUCCAAGAAUAUCCCACCCUGAAGGUCCCGUAUGAGACUCUGAACAAACGUUUCAGAGCGGCUCAGAAAAACAUCGACCGGGAGACAAGUCACGUGACCAUGGUGGUUGCAGAGCUGGAGAAGACACUGAGCAGCUUCCCAGUGGUGGACUCUGUGGUGUCACUGCUGGACGGCGUGGUGGAGAAACUCAGUGCCCUGAAGAGGAAGGCGGCCGAGUCCAUCCAGGCGGAGGAUGAGAGCGCCAAGCUGUGCAAGCGUCGCAUCGAGCAUUUGAAGGAGCACAGCAGCGACCAGCCGGCCUCCGUCAACCUGUGGAAGAAGAAACGCAUGGACCGCAUGAUGGUGGAGCAUCUGCUGCGCUGCGGAUACUACAACACCGCCGUUAAACUGGCCAGACAGAGCGGUAUAGAGGAUCUGGUGAACAUUGAGAUGUUUCUCACAGCUAAAGAGGUGGAAGAAUCUCUGGAGAGACAGGAGACGGCUACCUGCUUAGCCUGGUGCCACGACAAUAAGUCCCGUCUGCGCAAGAUGAAGAGUUGUCUGGAGUUCAGUCUGAGAAUCCAGGAGUUCAUUGAGCUCAUCAGACAAAACAAACGCAUGGAUGCAGUCAGACAUGCAAGAAAACACUUCAGCCAAGCAGAGGGAGGGCAGCUGGAUGAGGUUCGGCAGGUGAUGGGUAUGCUGGCCUUCCCAUCCGACACACACAUCUCUCCAUACAAGGACCUUCUGGAUCCAGCUCGCUGGAAGAUGCUGAUUCAGCAGUUCCGCUACGACAACUACAGACUGCACCAACUGGGAAACAACUCCGUGUUCACUAUCACCUUACAGGCUGGAUUGUCUGCCAUUAAGACACCUCAGUGCUACAAGGAGGACGGUACCUCGAAGAACCCAGACUGCCCUGUGUGCAGUAAAUCCUUAAACAAGUUGGCUCAACCUCUACCCAUGGCUCACUGUGCCAACUCCAGACUAGUCUGUAAGAUCUCUGGAGAGGUGAUGAAUGAAAACAACCCUCCGAUGAUGCUGCCGAAUGGAUACGUCUACGGCUACAAUUCCCUUCUGUCUAUUCGCCAAGACGACAAAGUGGUGUGUCCCAGAACCAAAGAAGUCUUCAACUUCUCUCAGGCUGAGAAGGUCUACAUCAUGUGAUCGCACAGAUGAGCGGUCUGAGUGACCACGUACGGCCCUUCGUCCAUCACCUGUGACUUGGCCCACUCAGAGAGCCACCUGUGGAGCUGUGAUCCAGUGCCCUUUCCCCCCCUCCCCCACUCAGAGACACACCGACCCCCCUCCUCUCCAAACCAUGAUUGUCUCCAGUCAGCCGAUUCUACAACCCUUCUCUUCCCCGUCCCCUUCUAUCCCACAGAAACUGGGCUCUUCUCCCUUCAGACUCUUAGAUGUGGCUAGAAAACAGUUUGUUUGAUCUGUUCAAGCACAUGGACUAUCAACAUUGUCAUUAUAUUACAGGCCUUCACUCUGACCAGUAGAGACUAGAGAAAAGGACUGAGGGUGGAAAAUCCGCUAGGUAGAUGUUUGAUUUUACGACAACAAAUAAAAACUUGUUGAGGUUACUUUGAUGUUUAUUUUCUUUCCCUAGUGGUGUUCUUUUGUAACUUGAAUAACAUGUUGCAGGACUUUAUUAACUCCGUAUCACAAUACUUACAGAUUAUUAACACAUGAGACUUCGAACAUGACUGAUCACGUGGCUGCAUCGUAUCCUGUGAUGCAUGCUGUGCUGUGUUUGUGGUGGAUUUUCAGGGAGACAUUGAUAAUAUUGAUGAUGAUGAUAACUGUCUCUGUUGAACUGCCUACUUUUUGCAUUUCAUUCCCCCUCUCGACUGUGAAACUGGAGCCUGGUUUGGGCUCCUUUUCAAAUGUAAAUAUUAGGUAGGGAUUGAGAAUCCUCAUGUAAAUUCAGGGGGUGUCGGGACAGGUAACAACAACAAUCAUUUACCUUCUAAGAAGAUUGCUGUGUGAACAAAAAGAUAAGUCUUAUUUGUUGUAAACCUGGUAUAACCCACUGUCCCCACAUUGAGUGUAAACCUAGUGCUUCUUAUGAACUUAGUUACAUGCAUUAUGGUAUAUGUCCUGCCAUAAUGAAAUUCACGCAAUAUCCAAACAGGGAGAACAUUUUUGUUUUUUAAUGAACAUUGUCUUCCUUUGAUGUGUGCGAGGUUUGGUCGUCUGGGUUCUCUACUUUAUUUCAGCAAAAACAAAGACCUAAUUUUAGUAAAAUUUGGAUUUGAUCUGUAGAUUUUUAAGUCAAGCAAUUAAUUGCCUACAUCUUUUAUUUUAAUUUCACAAAUAUUUCUUUCAGCAAUGAAUCAAGAAGGACUAUGGAGAUACUCUUCACUCUUAAGAUUCAGUUGUAAAUUCUGCAGGGUUUAUGUAGCAUUGAAAAUACACCAACCUCUUUAGUAUCACAUGGCUUCAUGCACCAUGUCUGCCUUUUUUGCCACAUGCACUGAGGUAAAUCUCAGCUAGGCUGCUGGUUUUAAAUAUCCUGCCUUUUCUUAGGAACUCAGAAGGAAAACCCGCCUUUGGUCAUCAAAACAACAUGCUUCAUCCUCAUCUUUUAUGACUUAGGAAAACACUGUUGAUGAUAAAUGGGCUGGGAAUAUGAUCAGACCAAAGGUACAAAUAUGGAUUAAUAGGGAAAGAAAGUUGACUUACCUGAAAACAAAUGCACAAAUACCCCUGAAAUUGUGAAAAUACAACCUUCAACGCCCUUAUGAAGCAGUCUGCUUCUUUAUGUUGAACAUGUUCAGUCUUGUGCUCAGUCAUUUCUUCCAUCUAUUGUUUAUUGGCAAACCCAAAGUUGCCUCAUUUGUGACCAUUACUGAUUUUGGAACUGUAACUGUAAGGACACAGCCUGUCCUGUGUGUUUGUGUUGGUAGAUUAGAUCAAGGGAUUGUUUCAUGAGCAAUAUGUCUCAUAAAGAUUUCAAAGAAAUUGGA
Sphaeramia orbicularis (orbiculate cardinalfish) is the source of this 3034-nucleotide messenger RNA. RefSeq names its product macrophage erythroblast attacher, E3 ubiquitin ligase (gene maea). The record is from RefSeq and is a predicted model, not a curated record. Gene Ontology annotation, cellular component: cytoplasm; GID complex; nucleus. The transcript is spliced from 9 exons. Lineage: Eukaryota; Metazoa; Chordata; Actinopteri; Kurtiformes; Apogonidae. The coding region runs from base 36 to 1226 and encodes 396 amino acids. Gene Ontology annotation, biological process: proteasome-mediated ubiquitin-dependent protein catabolic process. Gene Ontology annotation, molecular function: protein binding; ubiquitin protein ligase activity.